Lontra canadensis (Northern American river otter) is the source of this 1858-nucleotide messenger RNA. Its product is annotated as carbohydrate sulfotransferase 6. The transcript has 4 exons. Gene Ontology annotation, cellular component: Golgi membrane. NCBI's taxonomy places the organism in Eukaryota, Metazoa, Chordata, Mammalia, Carnivora, Mustelidae. Bases 608 to 1789 code for a protein of 393 amino acids. Gene Ontology annotation, biological process: N-acetylglucosamine metabolic process; carbohydrate metabolic process; keratan sulfate proteoglycan biosynthetic process. Gene Ontology annotation, molecular function: N-acetylglucosamine 6-O-sulfotransferase activity. The record is from RefSeq and is a predicted model, not a curated record.
CUGGCCGUGGCCGCACGACUGCGCCCCCCACACUUCCAUCCCGUUCUUAAGACGCCUCUCCUCCAGAACACUCCCGCCCUGUUUCCAGGUUCCCUCCGCCUUAGGUCUCCAGGUGCCUCCACUCUCUCGGUGUCUGCUGAUCCGCGCCCGUGCCUCUCCGAGCCUUCCCCCCGGUGUCACUGGGGGCCCCUUCCUAGCCUUGAGAGCCUACGGAGCACAUCAGCCCCUGCGGACUCGCCCAGGGAAGACACGGCCGGUUGCGGACUGGAACUUGGAAGAGGAGACGUCAGGGAGCCUCUGCGGAGCCUCGGGAGUGGGGCGUCCGCCUCCCCCGCGGCGCCAGCCCGGGCAGAGGCGCCAGCUUUGGGGCCCUGAAAAAUCUGCAGACAUCGUCCAUGGAUUGUGAUUGAGGUGGGCAGCUCUCCCAGCAGCCCUGAGCUAUAUGGGUAAACUGAGUUACAGACAGAUGAAGCGUGUGGUCCGGGAUCACAGGCUAGAAAGUGGCUGAGCCUGGUGAGGGAGUCCAAUCACCCGUCAAGCUGUUGAGCUAAACCUAAAAUUGUCUCCCUAAAAAGAAUUCUGAAGCAAAAGGCCCCCAGCGAGAGGCAUGUGGCUGCCGCGCGUCUCCAGCACGGCGGUGACCGUGCUCCUGCUGGCGCAGACCUGCAUCCUGCUUUUCCUGGUCUCCUGGCCCAAGCCGCCGUCCCCAGCCGGCGGCAAAGAGCGGGUGCACGUGCUGGUGCUGUCCUCGUGGCGCUCGGGCUCGUCCUUCGUGGGCCAGCUCUUCAGCCAGCACCCCGACGUCUUCUACCUGAUGGAGCCCGGGUGGCACGUGUGGACCACCCUGUCGCAGGGGAGUGCGCCGGCGCUGCACAUGGCGGUGCGCGACGUGGUGCGCUCGGUCUUCCUGUGCGACAUGGACGUGUUCGACGCCUACCUGCCGUGGCGCCGCAACCUGUCGGACCUCUUCCAGUACGCGGUGAGCCGCGCGCUGUGCUCGCCCCCCGCCUGCAGCGCCUUCCCGCGCGGCGCCAUCAGCAGCGAGGCGGUGUGCAAGCCGCUGUGCGCGCGGCAGCCCUUCAGCCUGGCCCAGGAGGCCUGCCGCGCCUACAGCCACGUGGUGCUCAAGGAGGUGCGCUUCUUCAACCUGCAGGUGCUCUACCAGCUGCUCAACGACCCGGCGCUCAACCUGCGCAUCGUGCACCUGGUGCGCGACCCGCGGGCCGUGCUGCGCUCGCGUGAGCAGACCGCCAAGGCGCUGGCGCGCGACAACGGCAUCGUCCUGGGCACCAACGGCACAUGGGUGGAGGCCGACCCCGGCCUGCGCGUGGUGCGCGAGGUGUGCCGCAGCCACGUGCGCAUCGCCGAGGCCGCCACGCAGAAGCCGCCGCCCUUCCUGCGAGGCCGCUACCGCCUGGUGCGUUUCGAGGACCUGGCGCGGGCGCCGCUGCCCGAGAUCCGCGCGCUCUACGCCUUCGCGGGCCUGAGCCUCACGCCGCAGCUGCAGGCCUGGAUCCACAACAUCACGCACGGGUCCGGGCCUGGAGCGCGCCGCGAGGCCUUCAAGACCUCGUCCAGGGACGCGGUCAAUGUCUCCCAGGCCUGGCGCCACGCGCUGCCCUUCGCCAAGAUCCGCCACGUGCAGGAGCUGUGUGCCGGCGCGCUGCAGCUGCUGGGCUACCGGCCCGUCUCCUCCGAGAGGGAGCAGCGCGACCUUACCCUGGACCUGGUGCUGCCGCGCGGCCCUAGCAGCUUCAGCUGGGCGUCCUCCACGGAUGCACACCCCUAACCUUAGCGGACGCCCCCAGUUGCGGCGCUGGGGAGGGAGCUGGGCACGCAGGGCGCACGCCGCUUAUUG